GAGCAAACCAUUCCCUUCUGUUUGCUCUGGCUGUACCUGGACUGGGUUGUGGGUAGCAUAGGGAGGGUGGAAGCCUCACAUCACUCUUAAGUCCUGUCUCUUACUGUAAAAGCACUGCAGUCUCAGGUGCUUCUGGUGGUGGAGAUGCACUGAGCACUGUUAAAGCUAACUCGGGGCCUGGUCUGAAGCAUGGGGGUUUGUUCAUUGGGGUUUGGGGUUUGUUUUUCAUACACGUAUUUCUGUCUGUAUUUGAAAGCAGAACCUGAAUCUUAGUGUGGCAGGAGUAAACCCCUGGAAAACUUGCCAAUUCUUGUUGAAGGGUAAAGCAGCAAAAUGGAAAUGAGUUAAGAUUUUUAUUUUUUUUUUAAGAAUGCACGAAGCCAAACUCUGUUUCUUGCUCUUAGGUUAGCUGUCAUUCUACACCCAAAGUUGUGCUGCUGUCCUACUCUUAAUACAGUCAGAGCAAGAAGAUGGAUCCUUUUUAGUUUAGUCUUCCCAUUUCAGGAAUUGCAGGGAUCUCCAGUUGAUGCUUGCCCUUAGAGGCUGCAGAAGUGCAGCAUCCUGCCUGCUGGUUUAAUGCCAUCAGGCACAAGUGUGACCCUUCCUGGCUGGAUUUUUAGUUCAGCCAAACUAAUGGGGAUUAGGAAACCACUGUGAUUUAAAUGUAGCACUCCAGCAGUGAGAUCAGCCUUUUCCUCCCAUUUUCUGUCCCCUGUCCCACUUGCUUUGCAUUAGUUUCUGCUUAGUCUUUCUGUGGAAUGGGAAUUGGUACACUGACUGUUGAGUAUGGUUUGGGAGGGGGGUUGCCUGUGUCCCCUCCCUAGUUCUUCUGCAGUUUUAUCUCUGGGUUGUAUGCAGGUAUCAUGGAGAUGUUGUUUAUGCUGGACUGAGUGGAGGGACUGGCAGAAAUUUAAAGGUGAGAAUAGACACAGGAACAUAGGGUCAUUGGAAGGUGGCUCUUGGGCAAACAUACCACAUAGUCCAUUGAUUAUCUAUGCUGGUUUUGGUAUCUCCUGAGUAGAAAGGAGUGCUGCUGCCUCCUUUAAUGAGUUGGACUGUUGCCUGCAGGCCAUCUAAUAACUGCUUCCUAAAAAAACCCAGUUUACUAACUGGUCUGUUUUGAUUACUGGUCAAUCCUAGACCACUUAACACCAGGCUCCAACAGGGAGCUUCCCUAAUCCCUUGUUUCCUUCUGGAAAACCAUGGAAUGGCAGUGGUUGUGCUUGCCAUGAGAGAACACGGGCCUGUUUUCCCACAUGUAAAAAAGAGUGGUGUAUGGAGUGUGAAGCUACCGUAUCCUUGAUCAGACUUCCCUUUAACAGAGCUAGGUACAAAAUGUUCUCAAAAGGAGGACAGUUCAGUCUGUCUUUGGUAAGACUUGCAAUGGAAAGAAGGUCUCUCUUUCCAGAUCUGCAUGUUCCUCUCCAAAUGCACAGUUUAAGAGCUUAUAGUUAGUAAUGCAAUAAUGUUGUAUGUGCUCUCCUAGACGUGUAGAGAAGGAAUGAUUAAUGGACUUGAGGUAUUUUUUCCCCAGUCUGCUAAAACUGGUCCUUCAGCUCUUUUUUACCUAGUGUAGGGAAGGACAGGAGCUUUCUCCAAUUCAGUGGCCUUGUGAGGAGAGCUGUUCAGUUUUCAUUGUGACAUUUUAUUCGGUGGUUUUGAACAACUUAAGACACAAUAAGCAGUGAUUCGAGUGUCUUCCUGGUAAUGACUUAAGCUUAACUGCAGCUUGUGGCAUAAUAUCAUUCAACAUAGUGGACCAGGGAGAAGAGUGUCCCUUUUUACUUGUGGAAAAAGUGCUCCAGUGUUUAGUGCUCAGCAAACACUGUGGCCAAUUCCCAACUAGUGGCCUGGGACUUCAUUCCUACAAGCUGUAGCUGUAGGUAGCUGGAAGGGAGCAGUGUAGUUCCAUUGGAGAGAAAAAUACAGGUCUGUGCUCUGAAUCCGUGUUCUCAAUAUCAAGAGUGUGCACUUUCUGCCUUUGUUCAUUUAGUCCUGAGUUCUGUUGGGUAGCAAGGAAAUACUAAAUUCUCACUUCCCAAGUUAAUUUGGAUAGUGUGGUCUAAUAAUAUACAAUGAAAAGGAGCUCUCUCAGUUUUUAUAGGCUACUCUGUCAUGAUAAACACAUUUAUUUAUUUAAAUACAGUUUCAGCAGUUGUUUUCUUCUAGGCAAAGUGGUGGGGUACUGUUAGGACUGAUGCUUUGGAUCGGUGGUUUUAGUUGGGUUUGGUGGGGUCCGAGUUUGGCAUUUUUAAACUUACCGACAGGAGAGGCAGAGUUCAUGGUUCAGGGCUCUUGCUUCAUUCUGACAGCAGCUGUUCUGGGUUCAUAAAAGCAUAACCAUGUGCAUUUGUAACUGAUUAACUGACAACUCCGCUGAAGCUUCCUGCAGUGAUACUUUUAAGCCCUUUUUAACUGAAAACUGACAGUUUCCUUCCCCCUUUGACUCCUAAGUCCCUGUGAGCAUUUGGGAGGGUCCCUCUGUGAGAUACUCUGGAGCAAUAAGUCCAUCUCAGGUGGGCUUGAUUAUUUUAGUUCCUUAUCAUUAACCACAUAGGAGCCCUUAAGCUGCCAUAUGUUUGGACUUUGUUUUGAACAAAUACAAUUGACACUGGGUUGGAAAUGCCUCUUCAGGGACCACUCAGUGGGUGUAGGGCAGCCUUUCAGACUACAGUAGAGGUUAACUGUUGUCAUGUUUUGAUUGUAGAACUUGAAUAUGUGUUUAAUUUUUUGUGAACAGAUUGAUGACUCUUCUGCAUCUAUUUCUCUGGCCCAGCUUACUAAGACUGCCAACCUGGCUGAAGCCAAUGCUUCUGAAGAAGAUAAAAUAAAAGCCAUGAUGAUACAGUCUUUCCGUGAAUAUGGUCCAGUCAAUCACACGAAGAAGCCCUUGGGUACACCUCCACCAUCAUAUGUUUGCUUUUGCUGCGGAAAACCUGGCCACUACAGAAAGGACUGCCCAAGAAAUGGGGACAAAAAUGUUGAGUCUGUUCCCAGACUGAAGAGGAGCACAGGAAUUCCAAGGAGUUUCAUGAUAGAGGUGAAAGAUCCCAACACAAAGGGUGCAAUGCUGACAAACACUGGAAAAUAUGCAAUACCGAUUAUUAAUGCGGAAGCUUAUGCUAGAGGAAAGAGGGAAAGACCUCCAUUUUUACCAAAGGAGCCAUCCUCCUCCUCUUCUGACGGUCCUGCUCCGGAUGAGCUGUUAUGUCUCAUUUGUAAAGAUAUAAUGACUGAUGCAGCUAUUCUUCCCUGCUGUGGAAGCAGUUAUUGUGACGAAUGUAUUAGAACGGCGUUGCUGGAGUCUGAGGAAUACACAUGCCCAGCGUGUCAUCAGACAGAUGUUUCUCCUGAUGCUUUAGUUGCCAACCAGAGCCUACGCCAGGCUGUGAACACCUUCAGAAAUGGAGCUGGCUACACAAAAAGGCUCCGUAAGCAGAUUCAGCAGCAGCAGCCGGAGCCACCACCUCCAGCACCACUCACGCCAGGUAUCCCUCCUGCUGCUUUGGUGACUGCCGCUGAACUGCCUCAAUCUUCCUCUCUGUCAAUCAGCAGGUUGUUGGAAGAGAAGGGCUGUCAAGUUCCUGUACGAAGACAACUAGCACUACCAAGUCUUCUGGGCUGCCAAGGGCAAUCAGUACCCACAACUGGUAAGUAAUGACAGCUUUAGAGCUUCUGUUAAAAAAAUUACCUUCAGAUAAGCUGAAUGGGCUUU
This is a messenger RNA of Pezoporus occidentalis (night parrot), 3715 nucleotides long. RefSeq names its product E3 ubiquitin-protein ligase RBBP6-like. NCBI's taxonomy places the organism in Eukaryota, Metazoa, Chordata, Aves, Psittaciformes, Psittacidae. Gene Ontology annotation, molecular function: ubiquitin protein ligase activity; zinc ion binding; nucleic acid binding. The coding region runs from base 2717 to 3658 and encodes 313 amino acids. The record is from RefSeq and is a predicted model, not a curated record. Gene Ontology annotation, biological process: protein ubiquitination; ubiquitin-dependent protein catabolic process. Gene Ontology annotation, cellular component: nucleus. The transcript is spliced from 8 exons.